This is a messenger RNA of Chironomus riparius, 1483 nucleotides long. The record is from the annotation of a GenBank genome assembly. Lineage: Eukaryota; Metazoa; Arthropoda; Insecta; Diptera; Chironomidae.
CGGACUGUCAAAAUUAAUUUUAGCGCUCGAAAUGAAUAAAUCUAUAACUAAGGAAAAUAACUGUAAGACAACGCUAUUAGAGAGUUCUAAACGAAGAAAAAUUGAUUGUGAGAUGUCUGAAAAUAAUUUAUUAAAAUGCGUAAACAAUGAAGAUCCUGAAAAUUUAUCCGUGACAGUAUAUGAAGAUAAUGAUAGUGAUAUAAGUUUUUUUAAUAAGUCAAGUAAGAAACGAGUAAUUAGCUCUUCAUUUAGUAAGAGAUCACCACUAACGACAAUCAAUAAGACAAUAAAUCAAACUUCCAGUCAACAGGAUGUAAGUAAACCGUCAUCAUCAAAGACUCCAUUGAAAAGAAGUGAAUCAACUUAUAAAAAAUUGGAUGUAAAUGAACAAAACUUAGUGAAUCCGUUUGAAUUGUUGUCUGAAGAAAUAUUGCUUCAUAUCUUUCAAUAUCUUCCAAAGAAGACACUACAUCGCGUAGCAUUAGUAAACACUAGAUUUAGUCGUGUUAUAUUAGAUGAAUCACUCUGGAUUCGUAUGGAUUUAGGCAAUCGUGCUCUUAAGCGUGGCUCUAUUGGAAAGAUAUUUUCAAGAGGCUUCAUAAUACUACGUUUAGCGCAAGCAAAAAUACAAAGCCCAAUAUUUGAAUCACAUUUUCGUGAUCAAGAAUUUCAAUCGAAAUUACAAUAUUUGGAUUUAAGUUUAGCAUCGAUUGAUGUAACUUCAUUAGCUCAGCUUCUUAAAACUUGUCAUUCAUUAAAAAAACUAAGCUUAGAACAUGUUCCAGUUGACAUAAAUGUUUGUAAAGAAAUAGCAGAAUGUCGAGAUUUAGAAGUGCUUAAUCUUGCAAUGUGCGAAGGAUUAAAUCAAGAAUCUGUCAUUAUCUUAAUGGCUAAUCUACAGUCCUUAACAGCAUUAAAUAUUUCAUGGACUAAUUUGAGCAGUGAAAGUGUAGAAGCAAUCGUUUCACUCAUAACUCCUUCGAUAAUGAGAUUUAACAUAUCUGGAUGUCGGCGAAGUUUGACUGAUAUAAGUCUUCAAAUUUUUAUUAAUCGUUGUCCUAAUAUUGUCGAACUUGAUUUAUCAGAUUGCACAUUACUGACGUCUGUAGCUAUUCAAGCUGUUACAGCUCUUACUAAAUUGGAAUAUUUAUCGUUGUCAAGAUGCUACAAUAUUCCUAUGACGUCAUAUUUAGUUUUAAAUAAUGUAAAGUCCCUUCUAUUUUUGGAUGUAUUUAAUCUUCUUUCUGAUGCUGGACUUCAAAUGCUAGAAAAGACGUUCAAAAAUAUUGGCAUAAAUAAGUUUAUUCAUAGCUCAGUUGCUCGUCCGACUGUAAUGCCUAGAAGAACAUCUAUAUGGGGACUUAGAACAAGAGAUUAAUAUACAAUUUUUUUAUGUUUGUUUUAAGAAUUCAUGAUGUAAUAAACUGUCUAUAUGUAUUUUUUAAUUAAAUUAAUUAUUAUAUUUCAUCGUGUUUUAAUGUAC